Messenger RNA from Dovyalis caffra, 1881 nucleotides. NCBI's taxonomy places the organism in Eukaryota, Viridiplantae, Streptophyta, Magnoliopsida, Malpighiales, Salicaceae. The record is from the annotation of a GenBank genome assembly.
AUGAAGGUGACAGACCAAUCACGUGUCAGAUUUGCGUUUGAAGAAGUGAAGUCAAAGCAAAUGAAGGGUUUUCUUGCCAAUGUAAUGGCACUUGCAUUUAUCUAUAGCCUACAAAAUGUUUGGCCUUUGUCAAUAUUGAAAGUUGAUGAUUUGAAGGCAUCUGAUGGAAUAGUUAAGAAGCUUUCCGUUCCCGAAAACACGAAAAAAUUCGUUUUUGCAGUUCGCGAUCCUAAGUCUCAAUCUGUGAUUUAUAUACUUUGUGCUCAGAAUUUAUCUGAGAGGUCUGCUGUAGAUGUUGACUGCCUUAUCAAAGAGAUUCGACCAGAUGCUGUUGUGGCUCAGGUGGGUCAUUCGGCUUUGGUUGAAAUUCAAUCUGAAGAGAGUGAAUCGGGAAAUAUUGUUGAUGAGCUAGUUCCCACUUCAUCAUUUGGAGUGAUUAAAAGAUGUUUUUUAGAUAAGAUUAAUAAGGAAAAGUAUGAAGACGUGGCUGGAAGCUUGGUUUUGAGAGAAAUAUUUGGAACGGGUUUUCAUGGGCAUAUCUUGGCUGCCAAGAGGGUGGCCGAGGAGGUUGGUUCAUCUUUUUUGGUGCUUGAAACAUCAUCUAUCGAUACAGUUAUUGGGGACAUUCCUUCUAGUGAAGUUGACACUGGGAGUGAAGUUGGCACAGGGAGCAAAUUUCAUGGUUUAUUUAGUAGUUUAGUGCCACAGAAAGUGAAUUUGGUUGCUUUGCAAAGUUCAAGGAGGUUUAGUCUUGACAAUAAUGUUCAGACACAGAUGGUGAAGUUGUUAUCUUCUUACAUGGAUGCAUCAAUGCAUAAGCUGAGUCCUUCAAGUUCUGUUUCAGAGUCAGGAUUAAACGAAAUUCAGCCAGGAAAUAGUUUCCAGGGGGAAGCUGUCGAUUCCCGAAUUAUAUCUGAAGUGUACACCUUCCGAGUUGCUGUUGAGGGACUUAGAAUUGCUCUUAAUAAUGCUGGUCGAUUGCCCAUCAAAGAAUCGGGGAUAUCCAACAAGACUAAGGUUGAGUUCUCAGAGCUUCAUGUUCAGGACAAGUCAUAUGCACUCAUUGCACAGGCCCUUCAAAGCCAGACUAGGAAGUUUAAGACUAUAGUAGCUGUAGUAGAUGCUAGUGGCCUAGCAGGUAUUAGGAAACAUUGGAACACUCCCGUGCCUCCAGAAGUGAAGGAUUUGGUUGGGCAGCUUGUUACUGAUUGUGAAAGUAACCGAGAAGUUCCAAACCAUGCUGAAAGGAGACAGCUACUUUCUAACAAACCUAUGGUGGCAGUUGGAGCCGGGGCAACGGCAGUUUUGGGAGCUUCAUCUCUUUCUAAAGUUGUUCCUGCAUCGACAUUCAUGAAGGUUGUUACAUUUAAAUUGCCUACUUCCCUUAAGCUUCUGCUCACCCAAACCCAAAAGAUAAUGGCAAUAUCUAUGGGCAAGACUCUUGGUCCAGCAAAACUGCUGGCCCCUGGACUGGCCAAUUCUGGAGCCAAUGCAACAUCUUCCUUGAAGGCAGCUGCUUCUGCUGAGAAAAUUCGGACAGUUGUCCACAGUGUUAUAGCCUCUGCUGAGAAAACUAGUUUUUCAGCUAUGAGAACAGCUUUCUAUGAAAUAAUGAGAAAACGGCAGGUACAACCUAUCGGUGUCCUACCUUGGGCAACAUUCGGUAGCAGUAUUGCAACUUGCUCAGCAUUGCUCAUGUAUGGAGAUGGGAUUGAAUGUGCUGUUGAAUCUCUACCUGCAGCCCCUUCAAUUGCCAGCUUGGGCCGUGGGAUUCAAAGUUUGCACCAGGCAUCUCAAGUAGUUGGGCAGACAGAUGGCACCAGAAUACAAAAAUCUAUAGAGUCCUUGAUGUACAGGUUGAAGAAAGUAAAGAUACAAUAA